Amaranthus tricolor (Joseph's coat) is the source of this 1023-nucleotide messenger RNA. Its product is annotated as reticulon-like protein B9. The transcript is spliced from 5 exons. The record is from RefSeq and is a predicted model, not a curated record. Bases 55 to 696 code for a protein of 213 amino acids. Lineage: Eukaryota; Viridiplantae; Streptophyta; Magnoliopsida; Caryophyllales; Amaranthaceae.
CCCACAAACAAAUUGAUUUAACACUAAAUUUAUAAACCAAAUAAUAAUCUAGCCAUGCCUAUUUACUCCGACUCCGAUGAUCGAGCUCCCGGCCCGUCGCAGCCGUCCAAAUUCUUCGGCAGGAACAGGCCAUUGCAUUCUUAUUUAGGUGGACGUAGAGUUGCUGAUGUAUUAUUGUGGAGGAACAAGACUUUAACAGCAACAAUUCUAUCAGGGUUUACAAUCAUAUGGUUUCUAUUUGAGGUGGUUGAGCUUCAUUUCAUCACUGUUGCUUGUUACCUUCUCAUGACCUUCAUGCUCUUCCUUUUUAUAUCUAUUCAAGGAUCCACUUUCCUUAAAUGGAGACCUCCAACAAUACAUGACAUUCAAAUAUCAGAUUCAACUGCCAAACACAUGGUAUCAAGAAUAAACAAGCUCCUUAUAAAAAUGUACAAGAUUUCAUGUGGAGAAGAACUUACACGAUUCUUUGUGACCCUUGCGUCUCUUUGGGUGUUAUCCAUCUUCGGAAGCUACUCCAGCGCUCUCAAUGUCUUGUAUGUCGUUUUUCUAUGCCUGGUUACAAUUCCAGUUCUAUACGAACGAUAUGAGAGGGAGGUGACAUACCUUGCCUCUCAAGGGAAAGGAGAUAUAAAGAGGUUGUACAAGAAGGUGGACAAUAAGUUUCUGAGUAAAAUUCCUAGAGGUCCUGUCAAGUAGAGGAAAUACAUGUAACUCUAUUAAUUAUUUCAAUUGUCAUUGAAUAAUCUUUUACAUCUUAUAUGUACAUAAAAUAAAAAUAAAAUACAAGAAAUACUUUCAUUUUAUUGUUCAAGGAAGAACAAAAUGUGUUUUAACACAUGAUUAGUCAAAUUUAUUCUUACCGUAAGUGCACGUAGUUGGGAGUAUAGCAUGAGAAUAUUUAGUUUGAAUUUUCUAAAAGUUGUACUUGUACACGAUUAUAAUGAAUGAGAAAAAUAGGCUAUUAAUACAAUUACGUAUGUUAUAUUGAAUUUGAACAACCGUUAAUGUUUUUAUGAAUAAAGG